CUUCGAGAAAAAUUAGGGAAAAUAGAAAAAAGAAUUUUUUUUGUUCUUUUAAGUAAAAUUUAAAUAUAGCCAAAAAUUAUAGCUUUAAGUUCCUAAAACGUGCAAUAUUUUUGAGUUCCGAUUAUUAAUUGUAGAAAUCAAAACAAUGAGAUCAUACUUUUUUCUGUUAAUAAGCUUAAGCUUCAUUUUAGUAAAUGAAUGUACUAAUUUAGAUAAUCCAUAUAAAAUCUUGGGUAUCGAGAAGAAGGCAUCAUUGCAGGAAAUUAAAAAAGCUUAUAAGCAGCUAGCAAAAGAAUGGCAUCCAGAUAAAACGGACGCAGUGGAUGCAGAGAAAAAGUUUAUAGAAAUUAAAUCAGCAUACGAGCUGCUGUCAGAUCCUGAGAGACGAAAAUCGUUUGAUUUAUAUGGUAUCACGAAUGAGGACUAUCAACGGCAACGUCCAGAUUAUUCUCAGUAUGGAAAAUUCAGUUUUGAUCCAUUCGAUGAUUUUUUCGGUCACAAGACAUUCUAUCAAAAUCAAGACAUUAGUUUUUUCCAUAAACUCUCAAUCACAGCAAAAUAUUAUGAAUCAAACAUUCUGCCAAAGAGUAAACAGACGCCUUAUAUCCUCAUAUUUUAUUCGGACUGGUGUUUUGCUUGCAUUAGAGCAGCAAAUACUUUUAAGAAAAUAAUGGAUGCAUUCGAAAAUGUUGGUGUUACUUUUGCAACCGUUAAUGCAGGACAUGAGCAAAGUGUUGUCCGAAAAUCUUCAAUUCAUGCAUUACCAAGCAUUGCAAUGAUAUUAGACGAACAUAGUUAUGUUUAUAAGGAGAGCUCAUUUACUCUCCAAAAAAUGGCUGAUUUUAUACGUCAAAAACUGCCAUAUAAACUAGUGCUGCCAAUCAAUGAUGCCUCACUCGACUCAUUUCUUAAUGGCUGGCAUGAUAAUCGUGUGAGAGCACUAAUUUUUGAACCUCGCUUACAACCACGACUCAGAUAUCUGUUGAGUGCAUUCUAUUUUAAGAAUCACGUUCAUUUUGGCUUCAUUCAAACAUUGAAAGGUGAUUCAAAGGAAAUAAUUGAACGUUAUAAACUUAAUGCUCAUAUGGAUAGCUUGUUAUUAUUCAAUGAAGAUUCAAAUAGACCAAUUGCGAGUGUUUCCAUGUCUGAUAUAUCGUUACAAACGUUAAAUAAUAUUAUUAAAGGAAAUCAAUACUUAGCUCUUCCACGAUUAUCAUCACAAAAUAUGUUGGACGGCAUAUGUCCAAUGGAAUGGCAUCGAUCAAAAAAGAGAUUGUGUGUUAUUUUAAUAACUGAAAAUUCACGUAAUCAUGACUAUGCACGACACAUUAUUCGACGAAUAGCAAUAGAAUCGACAUAUAAUGAACGCGUUAAGUUUGCAUAUAUUUACAAGGAAAAACAACAAGAGUUUAUAAAUGCUUUAUCAAUCAAUCAUGUUGAGGAUAAAACUCUUAGAGUUGUUAUAAUUUGGAGACGAGAUGCACGUCAUGUUAAAUUUGAAUGGAUCAAUGAUCCUGUUUUGGAAGAGACAUCAAGCAUUGAAGAGGAUGAAACCAACUACAAUCAAACUAAACGUAAAAUUGACGACACAAUCCAAAAACUUUUAAAAUCCACUGAGGCACUAGCAUACGAGGCUGAAGUUUUGGAUCUUUUUGAUGAACAUUCCCAAGGCUUAGCAUCUCGUGUAAUAAAGCGUAUCAUUAUUAGCAUCGACUACCUCUACGAUAGCUUAGGGCAUGAGCAUUUAUUCCCAGCUGCUUCAGUUCUUGGCACAUUCUUAUUUAUCCUCGGAAUCGGAUAUUUAAUGUCAUAUCUCGUGAAAAUUGAGGAAGCUAACGUAAAGAAACAACAUAUAGUAACUGAUGAAGAAGACGAAAAACCGGCAUUUGUUCCAGAGUUGAAGAUUCAUGAGCUGAGAGCUGAAAAAUACAAUGGAUUAAUCAGACUUUUGAAGCCGGGCUGUCGAACAAUUAUCUUAAUCGCUGACCAACAAUCUCGACCAAAAUUAUUACCAGGGUUUCAUAAAGCUAUAUGGCCAUACCGGAGAAAUAAAACCUUGAUGUUUGCUAUAAUGUUGACCGAAAAGGGACUAAGUUGGUACUCUGAAUUAUUAAGAUUAUCACUAAUGAACAGUGAACCACGUGAUUUAAAAAUAAAUCCAAGAAACUGUAUUGGAACAGUUUUAGCACUCAAUGGCCAUAGAAAAUAUUUUUGCAUGUAUCAUGCUAAGCAUCCUGAGAGCAGCCGUGGCAAUAGGCGAAUGCUUCAAAUGACCAAAACUUUGAGCUAUGAAUAUGACGAUUUAGAAACGGGAGCAUUUUUGGGAUUUGAUGAAAGUGACGAAUCUUCAGACCACACAGACAUCAAUGACUCGAAGAUUUUACUGGAAGAAAACUUAUUAGACGGUUUAAACAAUUGGCUUGACAGGCUAUUUGAAGGAUCAACUCAUAGAUAUUUCAUUAAUUACUGGCCCGAUUUUCCUACUAAAUAAGCUGUUGAUUGCAUUUUUUUUGUAGUCCACAAACAUUGAUUUGUGUGAUUUGUUUUAAUUUAUAGUAGAAUGAAUUAUUUAAUCUUGUUUAAUUUAAUUUAUGUAUUUUAUAUGCAACUGUCACCUAGUCAAAAUAAUUGUACCAAUACUAAUAUAUUAUAAACGCAUUAAUACUUGAUCUCAAUAAAGAACUUAGGGCUGA
Molecule: messenger RNA, 2693 nt
Organism: Chironomus riparius
Lineage: Eukaryota; Metazoa; Arthropoda; Insecta; Diptera; Chironomidae
Source: the annotation of a GenBank genome assembly